Molecule: messenger RNA, 531 nt
Organism: Penicillium taxi
Lineage: Eukaryota; Fungi; Ascomycota; Eurotiomycetes; Eurotiales; Aspergillaceae
Product: clumping factor B
Exons: 2
Coding region: 1-531 (176 amino acids)
Source: RefSeq, a predicted model, not a curated record
AUGUCAGAUAAUCCAAUUGUCACCGCGACUAACCAAAAUAUGCUUGAUGUCCUUCAAUCCCAAACUUAUGACCCAGUUAUUAAGUCCAACGCCGAGUUAAAUGCCGAGGUAGAUGUAGUGCAUCGUGGUAGCUCAGUAAUCAAAAAAGACUCCGCUGACGAAGAGGACGGCCUAGAACCGGACGACGCUGUCGACGACAAGCACAACGAUGCCAAUUGGAGCUCGAAAGCCGCUCAAAAGAAGCUUGACGUCAAAAUCACCGAGUGUAUCUAUGAUAGUAUCAGCAUGUCUGCCCCGCCGUUCCCAUUCGUGCAAGGUUGGGAUAAAGAUACAAUUUCUACCAUGAAAACCCCAAUCUUCUCACAGCCUCAGGAUAUGUCUGAUAACAAGCGUAAACGCAACAGAAAGAAGCAGAAAUGCAACAACAACGACUUCCAAGAGCAAGGUGGCUAUGAAGAGGACUACGACGGUUAUGAGGGUUACGAGGGCUGCGAUGACUACGGCAAUUGCCGUGGCUACUAUGGCUACUAG